AGAUCGCAGUUUCGCAGAGAAGGGUCCGCCAAAAAUUAGUCCGCCGGAAUGAGGGUGGCGGCGGACAUGGUCUACGACUACGGCAGCGAGGACUCCAUGAGCACCACCCACCUGGACUGGCCCUUCCUCAUCAAGGGCAUCCUGGAGGGCCAGACGUGCACGCCCACUGCGCCGGAGCCGCUGGCCGCCAUCCUGUGGGCCAUCUUCGCAGUGUUCGGCAUCGUGUACGCGCUGCUCGGCUACCGAUGCCUGCGCGCCGUGGGCUUCCUCAGUGGACUGCUGGUGGGCGCCAACGGCAUCUUCAUCCUGCAGGACUUCCAGAUCACCUUCCUGGGCAAGCCGGCGGACUCGGCGCUGGCCAUCGUGGCGGGGUUGCUGGGCGCGGUGCUCGGCUCCACCUAUCCGGUGGCCUCUGUCCUAAUUAGCGCCUUCGCUGGCGCCCUGCUCUCCGGCGCCGCCAUGGCCGUCUGUGUAGCCACCUUUCCGGACAACGAGUUCGGGUACCGCGAGAUCUAUGUGGCGGUGGUGGGUGGAGCCGUCAUCUGCUCCGUGCUGACCCUGUGCUGCGUGAAGUACGUGACCAUUCUCACGUCCAGCAUUGUGGGUACGGCCAUGAUCCUCAGCGCCAUCGACUUCUUCAUGCACGGCCUGGAGACCAUCAAUUGGAUAAUCGGCAUGCGGCCGCAUCCCUCGCCGCCACCUUGCUACGGUGGCCUCCUGAUCGCCGCCUGGCCCGUCACCAUCGUCCUCAGCAUCAUGGUGCAGUGCUUCAUCACCGCCUGGCGCGUGGACCACCGCAAGCGGGUGUACAUGCGGCACCACAACCAUCCCGGCCACGCCCACGGCGCCCACCUGCCGCACAGCCAGCAGCAGGCGGGACCCAACCACGCCCUCGCCCCUGUCCGGCGAUCCCAGUCCCGCACCCGGGAGACGCGCGAGGAGGCCAGGCAGCGCAAGUUCCGGUAUCUGUACCAGGUGCGCACGGCCCGUGGUGACAUCAUAUCGCAGAACUUCGUGUCCGCACUGCAGAAGCGCAUCCAGCUGAGCGGCACGGAGACGCCGUCGGAGAGGUCGAUCAAGAGCAGCUCGAACGAGCGGAACACGUUCCGGAGCGACCGCACGCACUUCACCACCAUACACGAUCCGGACUCGGAGCUGUGCGACAAGAUCGAGAUCGUCCGUGACAUUGGAUAACAAACAAGCAAUAGCUACAUGUAACUAUACCCGUAGGGGGCUACGGGCUGCGGUACUUGGGCGCGGAUGUGGCCAUGGUCGGGGGACAGAACUGGAUAGU
Molecule: messenger RNA, 1294 nt
Organism: Drosophila erecta
Lineage: Eukaryota; Metazoa; Arthropoda; Insecta; Diptera; Drosophilidae
Product: transmembrane protein 198
Exons: 5
Coding region: 49-1194 (381 amino acids)
Cellular component (GO): plasma membrane
Source: RefSeq, a predicted model, not a curated record